CUGACACACAGCUCACAGCAGCAGGAGAGAGAGAGAGAGAGAGAGAGAAAGGGCACAGCGCGCGCUCUCCGCUCCAGCAGCCUGUCGCAGCCCGCGCGCGCGCGGAUCACUGAGCGGUUCAGGACUGAUUGAUGGAUUCACUACGGGUUUUAUUGGCUGCGCGUGCUUCCCGCAACAACAGCGGAACGAUAUCCGUGCAGUGCUGAUCUGCGCGCGGACAGUCCGGCCGGAGAGAGGGAUACAAGAGAGAAAUAGAUAGAGAGAGAGAGGAUGGUGAAGAUGAUGAAGAUAAAGAAGUUACUCUGAGGACUGUGGGACUUUUUGACUGACACCACAAUACCAAGAUCUCAUGGAGUGAUAUCUGACAAACCACAAAAACAAAGUUGAGUGCCUGAAGCUGCACUCAGAGCCUCUCUGUCUGUGGGCAUGGUCCACAACCAGCAGUCUGUGAAGACCAACAUGUCUGAAGAGAUAAUCAACUGCACCAUCCAACACCAGAUCCACCAGUACCUGUUCUUCAGCACCUACAUCCUGGUCCUGCUGGUGGGUCUUCCAGCUAACGCAUACUCGCUCUACCACGCCUGGCUGCAACUAAGAGCCCGGAACGAGCUUGGGGUCUACCUCAUCAACCUGACCGUGUCGGACCUUUUGUACCUGGCCUCCUUGCCCCUUUGGCUGCAGUAUUUUUUUCAGGGUGACGACUGGCAGUAUGGCGAGUGGGUGUGUCAGCUUUGUGGCUUUCUGCUCUACGAAAACAUCUAUGUCAGUAUUGGCUUUCUCUGCUGCAUCUCCAUUGACCGCUACCUGGCCGUGGUCUACCCACUGCGCUUUUCCUCCCUCCGCACUAUGAAAGCAGCAGUACUGGCUAGCACCAUAGUGUGGCUCAAGGAGAUAGGCAUGGGCGUGGUAUUCUUUGCCCACAAGGAACUGAGCAGAGACCCAUCCAAUCAUUCAGUGUGCUUUGAGCACUACCCAAUGCAGUCAUGGGAAAAGCCAGUCAACUUUUACCGCUUCUCUGUAGGCUUCUUGUUCCCCUUAGCAAUCUUGUCCUUGUCCUAUUUCCGGGUGCUGCGGGCGGUGGGCAAGAGUGCUGGGACACAGACGGCCCAGAAGACCCGCAUCAAAAACCUAGUGACCAGCACCAUCAUCAUCUUUCUGGUGUGUUUCUCACCAUACCACAUUUUCCUGCUUGUGCGGACAAUCUUUGAGAAGGACUGCAACUUUAUUGUGAAGAUCUUCAACUACUACCACUUCUCGCUGCUGCUCACCAGCUUGAACUGUGUGGCCGAUCCGAUGCUCUACUGCUUUGUGAGCGAAAGCGCACAGCGGGGAAUCCAGCAGGUCCUGGAGGCCUGCGCCCACACCCUCUGCUGUUGUAAAUGUGAGGGCAGCUACAAUACGAACUCCAAUGGAGCGGCUGCACCCAACGACAAUGCCGCGGGCACCUCAGGGGUGACACUGCUGCACCAGACCAAAAAUGAAAUCUGAGAGCUUGUAUUUUUAACAGGACUUUUUGUCAAACUCCUGGGAGUUCAGGGGGAAAGUGAGCAAGAGGGAGUUAGUAUGGGUUUGAUUUGUGAUGAGAACAACUGUUAAACCUUAACUUACUGCUUUAAGCCGUGCUAGGCUUAUAUGUUUCCUAGGCUCAUCUUAUUCUGGAUCUGAGUGAUUUAUUUGGUAAUUCUGUAGUGUUUGUGGUGUACUCUCAGGGACUGCUGCCUUGACAAUAACUGACGGGUGACAUUUGAGGUUUGAGGGAGGAAUUGGCCUUGCACUCUAAGUCGCGCCAGCUUUUUUUAAAACAUCAAUUCUAAAAACAUUUCCAAGACUGAAGCCAUUACUAAGCUCAAAAGAAGAAAGCUACAAUAUAGAUGUCCGAUACUUCAACAAAAUAUUUACUUAUUGUGAACAGAACUGACAUGAACCUAAAGAGACAAUGGGAGCUAGCCCUGGAGGCCAGCUAAGUGCGUUUCUGCAGUAUACUGAAUAAAAUUCAAUGAUGAACGUGCACAGGAUGGGCGUGAAAGGCCAGGCCAGUUCAAGAGGUUCACCAUUGUUUUUUGAAUGUUAAAUGCAUUGUAAUUUAAUGUUUAAGAUUCAAUCCGAGUGGAUAUGAAGUGCUUUGUGGAAAUGGUUAUAUUGACUGGAUUAAGAGCCACUGCUAUUUAGAACCACUUUUAAAAUUUUUUUUAUCUAAAGUGGCAGUAGAGAACAAUUGCUGUCCACCUUAGAAGUUUGUACUUACGACUCUGGAGCUCAUUUGUUACAAGUUGAUUUUUGUUUAAGUAGUUUUGGUCAGAAACAACAUGAACUUUUCAAUUCAAUUUCAAUUAUCGCAAACAAAACAAACUAACAGAGAGUACAGCAUGAUCAUUGUGUGAGUAAUAUUAUGCAGUAAUAAGUAUUAGUAGUACUUAUCUGUUUUUUACAGGCUAAGAAAUAGACUGCAGUUGCUGUUAAAUUUGUGUUUUUCACUGAUAUGCAACUCUGAAAAAUUCUAGUUUUCAACUGGUAUAUAUGACAAGACACUACUUACAGGCAGACAAUAUCUGGAGUAGGAAUGUGGUAAAACGUGGUACUGAAUUAUAGGUUAUUGUGACAUCCCGAGUCUGUAAUGAUCCUCAUGGCAUUUUAUAUAAAAAAAAACAUUUAACCAGACAAAGAUCAAUUCAAAUUGUUCUAUAGCUUUCCUAAAGAACUCUUAAUGAACCCUUUUUAAGGAUAUAUCCAACAGAAUUGUUCACAGUGGUGAUAACAGAAUACAUUUCAAUCCUCCAUUGUGGGAAACACAUGUGAACUUCAAAAGUGGUAAAGAUAGAUAGAAGAAAUCCUUGAAGUUCCAUCUGUUAGAAUAAAGAGGGUGAACUGAGGUUCUUGAGGCAGAGUGCAGCUGUUGUGUCUGUGGUGUGUAGAAGUGUGUAAGUGUGUAUGUGUAUGUUGUCCUUCAGCUCAGCAAGAUUCACUAAAACAAGUGAACAAAAUUAGAGGGGGCAUUUUUUUCUGUUGUUUUCUCAUCCACAGUAUGUUUACACUAGAUUAUACAGUACAUGUUUAUGCAUGUUUUAAACUGUAAGUUAUUCAUGGUAUUCAGAGUCAAGACUGUAUUUUUAUACAUUCAUAUAAUGACUGAAGGUCAGAUUUCAGGUAUACUGUUAUAGUUUAUAUUGUACGUUUAUCAAUGUUUUGUUGAAUGUGGUGCUCAAGCACUACUUAAAAGACGUUUCCUGUUAAUGUAUAAAUUCAGUUUUGUGGACUAAAAUUCAGUUUUGUGAUUGUUCAUUAUUUAUAUUAACUGCUCAAAUUCAAAUAUUUCUAUGAAUAUGAAUUGCAUACAUGGCCUUGGGUAAUAAUUGUCUCAGCUAAUUCAGGAGAGAUCAAUUAUGAUAAGAUUCUGGUAAGAUUAUUAAAGCAGCUAUGCUUUUAUCUUUUAAUAAAACAUUAAUGUUUUUACAUUGUAGGAUAAGCAACAUAACCUAACAUUCUGCAAACAACACUUUUACAAUCACUAAUACUACAAUCAGUGUUGGACCAGGGCUAUUAGACCUAGACUAUUAGGGCCAUAAAACCUAAAAUGUUAAGCUAACAGAAAUGCUAAAUGAAGCUAGCUACCUUUUAUUUAAAAUCUGAAACAGAUAUUUGAAAAAUAUAUAUUUUACCUUGUAUGUAGUUAUCAGUUUACCAGGGACUUCUUCAGUUAGGAUGACUGAUACAGAGAUUUCCAUCCCAACUCCACUCAGUGAAUCCUGGUUCCACUACAUCUUGCUUU
This is a messenger RNA of Astyanax mexicanus (Mexican tetra), 3766 nucleotides long. RefSeq names its product ovarian cancer G-protein coupled receptor 1 (gene gpr68). The transcript is spliced from 3 exons. Lineage: Eukaryota; Metazoa; Chordata; Actinopteri; Characiformes; Acestrorhamphidae. The coding region runs from base 427 to 1488 and encodes 353 amino acids. Gene Ontology annotation, biological process: G protein-coupled receptor signaling pathway; cellular response to pH. Gene Ontology annotation, molecular function: G protein-coupled receptor activity. The record is from RefSeq and is a predicted model, not a curated record. Gene Ontology annotation, cellular component: membrane.